This is a messenger RNA of Pogonomyrmex barbatus (red harvester ant), 1529 nucleotides long. RefSeq lists its product as uncharacterized. The record is from RefSeq and is a predicted model, not a curated record. Lineage: Eukaryota; Metazoa; Arthropoda; Insecta; Hymenoptera; Formicidae.
ACGAGAAAUGGCCGAAGAUGUAUCAGUCGUUCGAGAGACUUGCGCUAUAAGCAACUUGAAGCUCACUAGUGAAAUAUACGUGGGAGAAUGAAUUUAAUUGUACUGCUUUCUCUGGUGUCCUUGGCCGCGGCCACGCCGGUGAUCGUGAACCAAGAUGGAGGGCACUAUAUGAUGCAGUUAUUUAGUGACCAAUAUGCGAUCGAUCGAUCCGAUCAAGAGAUCGCUGGUACUUCCGGUAGCGGUGGUUAUGGCGGCGGCUACGGGGGUAACUAUGGGGGUAGCUACGGAGGUGGUGAUCUCGGAGGUAGUGGUCAUGGGGGUGGUAGUUUCGACGCUGGUUCCAGUGGGCAUUUAGAAUCUGGUGGUUUUGAUGGUGGUCAUCAAGAUUUCUCUUCCGGUGGAUUCGAUGGUGGUCACGGCGGUGACGAUGGCGGUCACGGAAUCUCGUUGGAUAGCGGGCAUAAUUAUGUUCAUAGUGUUCCCGUCUCUGAGCACGUUGAAGUGACAAAACCCGUGGCUGUGCCAGUCUACAAACAUAUAGGUGUGCCAGUUCCAAAAUCAGUGCCGAUAGCCGUGCCGCAUCCAGUAGCAGUUGGCGUCCCACAACCUUAUCCUGUUCAUGUCCCCAUACCGAAGCACGUUCCCAUACAGGUCGUGAAAACGGUGGCAGUUCCGGUAGAGAAGAAGGUGCCUUAUCCCGUGGAAAAGCAUAUUCCAGUUCCCAUCGAGAAACCAGUUCCCAUUACAAUCGAGAAGCACAUUCCUGUCCCAGUCGUGAAGCCAUAUCCCAUCAGAAUUCCCGUUUACAAGACCAUUUAUCAUCAUGCGAAGAAGCAUUAAAGCGUGCCUGUGGUAUGGAGGAUUCCUAUGGGUAGAGGAAAGAACGCGGUACAUUUAGCUUCGAAGUGGCUCUCAGCAAUCCACAUCUUACAACUAAGUGAAUUUUAUAGAUCUACAUAUCAAAAUACGUCAAAAUAUUCACGUCAAAAUAUUCGUCAUUUCACGUUUGCGUUAAAAAUGUGUGAUCGAGAUAAAAAAAAAGAAGAGUGCUCAUUUAGCAUAGAAAUAUUUUUUACAUCCGCGACAAAGCAAUUAUAAUAUCAUUACGUUCAUUGAAAAAGACAAAUAUCACUAUCUUUAAAAAAUAAUUGCGUAUAGUUAAAAAAUUUAUUUCAAUGCUAGGAUUGCUCAGGGUUAAUUCAAUUGCAUUAGUUACCAGCUGUUCAAUCUAACUUUAUACAAGAGUUUAUUAACUCUGUGGAUGAAAUUGUUGUGUAAGGACCAUCAACUUGAACCAAACUGAUCGACAUGUUUACCCAUUCUAAUCCUUACUUGCCGUCAAUGAGGAGAAAGUUUACAAAAAAUGGCGCAUGUUUGUUCCAUCAAUCAAGCGUUUUUCGACUUCGAUUUAUUUUUUGUAUAUAUGUAUAAGCGCGCAUAAACGUCGGCACAACCGACGUGUUGUUAAGCUACUUUUUUUAACAUUUGUUGUUCUUGUUGCGUUUUUGAAUAAAAUACUUACAAAACUA